This is a messenger RNA of Psylliodes chrysocephalus, 3074 nucleotides long. NCBI's taxonomy places the organism in Eukaryota, Metazoa, Arthropoda, Insecta, Coleoptera, Chrysomelidae. The record is from the annotation of a GenBank genome assembly.
CUGAUGAUAUUGUUAACAUCGUCAGUGAAACGGAUGUCGAAUAUCAAAGAACGGGACAAUUUUGUUUAGUGCUGUGUUUCAGUUGAUUGGAAUUAAAUCAGUUUUCCUGCUCCCAACUUUUAGAAGAAUGCCGGACGCCUUUGUAGGAAGCGGUGAAAUAUCGUUUAUUUUCCAGCUAAUGAGUAUAUCAAAUGAUACAAAGGAUGAUGGAGAAGAAAAUAUUCAAUUAAGUGAUGUCAUUGAAGUUAUUGAGACUGAUCCAGACUUUAUAGAAUCAAACGUGCUCUCACCAAAUCCCAACAUGUUAAACGGAGGUACAAUGGAGAUUUCUCCAGCUUUGCAUCAAUCCACGAGUCAAGCAUCGCCGUUGGCAGCAAAAAAGCAGGCCCGGAUUAGGAUAGUUGAACAACCCGCGUCGAAAGCCUUACGGUUUCGAUAUGAGUGUGAAGGAAGGUCCGCAGGGUCUAUCCCUGGAUCCAGAAGUACUCCAGAAAAUAAAUCAUACCCCUCCAUAAGGGUGGAGGGUUAUCAAGGUAGAGCUGUAGUGGUAGUGUCGUGUGUUACCAGGGAUGCGCCGUAUAAGCCCCAUCCCUAUAAAUUGGUUUCCAAGGCAAAAAACACAGAAUGCAAAAAUGGAAUUUUAGAGAGGAUUCUCGUAAUAAAAGGCCCGGAAACUCAGAUUUCGCUGAAAGGUAUCGGUGUCCAACGAAUCAAGUUAAAUGCCAUGGCGAAGUCUUUAGAGGAAAGAGAAUUUCUGGAAAUUGACCCGUUCAGUACCGGUUUCAGUCACAGAAACCAACCGACAUCAAUUGAUUUAAACGUAGUUAGGCUGUGUUUCCAAGUAUUUUUGGAAGGUGAUACUCCCGGAAAAUUCUCAGUACCCCUACAGGCUGUCGUCAGCGAGCCUAUCUAUGACAAAAAGGCCAUGUCAGAUUUAACAAUAAUCAAAUUAUCUGACUGCGUUAGUUAUGUAGAUGGCGGUAGAAAAGAUAUUAUUCUUCUAUGUGAGAAGGUAGCAAAAGAAGACAUCCAAGUGAGAUUUUUCGAAGAAAACAGCGAUUGGGAAGCUUUUGCCGACAUCCAGCCCGCACAAGUGCACAAGCAGCACGCCAUAUGGUUCAAAACGCCUAGGUACAAGACCAUCGACGUCAGAGAUCCCGUGAAAGUCUUCAUCCAACUCCGAAGGCCUUCAGACGGCGCAACCAGUGAAGCACAUCAAUUUGAACUUUGGCCACCAGAGCGAAAGAGAAAGAGACCUAAAUAUCAAAAUUCCGAACAAUUUGUUAGCGAAAUGCAAGAUAUUUCAGGCCCCAGCCAACAACAAUAUGGGACUCAAAACUACAAUAUGGAUCCUAUUAAGGUUGAACCAAGAACUACACCAUCUCCUUAUGGCGGUUCACUAAGUCCUUUCAACCAUUACGAAGUCAAUCCUGGUUAUCAAAUGAAUAUUUUAUCACCUCAAACUCAGCCAGCUUGGAACUCUCCUGUGGCAGGGCAAGCUCUACCAUCGAUGGGAAUGUGGAACAUCAACACCAACGAAAUUUCGAAUCUUAACCAGAUAGACGUACAAAACCUGGACAGCGGCGAGAUCGUCAGACAGUUCACAACAAUCGAUUCUCAAAAUUCUUUACCCAAUUUGGACAUUUCGUUAUCGGACAUCGUGCCUACCACGACAGAUAAUAUGACGGAUUCGAUUUCAAAGCUCGUGAAUAUGAAAAUCGACGAAAUAGGACCUUUUUAACACAAGGCUCAACUUUCAAGAGAUAAUGAUUGUUAAUCUCUCCAUUUGUUUACUAAAUAUUAAAAGUUCAAAAGACUUUAUAUUCCACAUGGAUAAUUUUAAUAUUCAAACUUAGAUCUCUCUUAAAAAAUCGUAAUUAAAUGUUACUGUACUUAUUAAUAAGAUUUUUAUAAGUAUUGCUUUUUUUGUGAAUAUAAAUUCUACCAGUGGUUAGAUGACCAUAAUGAAUGAUAAUUUAUCAAUUUUGAUACGCAUGUAGCGUGAUAAAAAAUUGAAGUUUGAAUUAAUAAAAACGAAAUUUCGAAUAAUUUUGUGUUUUGUGAUAUUUCUCAAUAUUAUUAAUAAAAUAUGCAUCACAGUAAAAAUAUACAUGGUGUUUUGUAAAGUGAUUUAACAUUGUUUUAAUGAAAACCGUGAGAUGUAGAGAGGUGAUUAAUGACAAAAAAAAGGUGAUUACAAAAUAACAAAAAAAUUCCUCAAUAUGCCAGAGGGGGCCAAAAGGGGAAAGUUCUCUGCACUUAAGAACCGAAAUAUGCAGAAACAUUUUUUAAAUUUUCCUUAGUGAGUCACAUAAAAAUCUAUCUAUAUACAUAAAAUUGUUUAUCCUGACUGACUGACUGACUGACUGACCUAUCAACCUACAGCCAAAACUACUGAGCCUAGAAAGCUGAAAUUUGGAACAUAGGUUUACUUUAUAACGUAAGCAUCCGCUAAGAAAGGAUUUUUCAAAAUUUUAACUUUAAAGGGGGGAAAUUGCCGGAAAUGGGGGGAGGGAGCUUUUAAUGAAACUCUUUGUUCGUUGAAGUUAGAAACAUGAAAAUUGGAAUUGUAGCUACUGACUACAAAUUAUUAAUCACGUGUUUCAGGGUUUUUGGAUUUUCACAUUUUAAGGGGGGGAAAUGGGGGGUGAAAAUUUAUUUGGGAGUAUCUGUUUUUGGUUCUCUUUAAAGUUAGAAACAUGAAAAUUGGAAUUGCAGCUAAAGAAUACAAAUUAAUAAUUACGUGUUUCAGGGUUUUUGGAUUUUCACAUUUUAAGGGGAGUAAAUGGGGGUAAAAGAUUUAUUUGAAGAUAUCGAUUUUUUAAAGGUAGGAACUUGAAAAUUGGAAUUGUAGGUUCUCAUCAUAAAUAAAUAAUGAAGUGUUUUAGGAUUUUUGCAUUUUAACAUUUUAAGGAGGGAAAUGGGGGGGUGAAAAUUUGUUUUAUAGUAUAUCCAUUAUAUUUUUUUGUUAUUUAAAGUUUGAAACAAAAAUUUGAAUUACAGCUACUGAUUAAAAAUAAAUAAUGACGUGCUCUAUUGUUAGAUUUUUGUAUGGUAGUAUCUUAAAAAUAAAC